Molecule: messenger RNA, 3681 nt
Organism: Phyllostomus hastatus (greater spear-nosed bat)
Lineage: Eukaryota; Metazoa; Chordata; Mammalia; Chiroptera; Phyllostomidae
Gene: CALCRL
Product: calcitonin receptor like receptor
Exons: 16
Coding region: 489-1889 (466 amino acids)
Biological process (GO): cell surface receptor signaling pathway; angiogenesis; adenylate cyclase-activating G protein-coupled receptor signaling pathway
Cellular component (GO): plasma membrane
Molecular function (GO): calcitonin gene-related peptide receptor activity; calcitonin receptor activity; adrenomedullin receptor activity
Source: RefSeq, a predicted model, not a curated record
ACUUCCAAUCUACUCAGAGCAACCCUUUCUCUCCAGCAGAGAGUGUCACCUCCUGCUUUAGGAUCAUCCAGCUCUGCUAACUGGACCUCACCCUGCCUGCAGGAUCACAUUGCAAGGCUUUCACGCUUCCCCACCUUGCCUGGGGGUAAAUCUCUUCUGUGGAAUCUCAGAUCAAAUUCCCUCCUAAGAAUAUUUCACCAAGAAUUGCCUUAGGAGCUGAACUGGGGGGUACUACGAUGAUACACCCACCACUUGUGCUGCCACCUGUCAAAACUCUGGAUGGCCCUACUUUCAGGUCAUGACCCCAGGAUUUAAGAAGUUCUUGAAGACAAUAUUGAAUAUGAUCCAAGAGAAAAUGUGAUUUGAGUCUGGAGACAGUUGUGCAUCAGAUAGAAGAGAAAACAGUCUUUGGGAGAUUGCGACAAUUAAAAAGACAAAGUGCUUCCAGUUUGAUUUGUAUUAUAUAACAUUUUAUUUUGGCAUUAAUAAUGAUGGAGAAAAGAUGUAUGCUGUUUUCUCUAUUUCUUCUGUCUUUUUUUAUGAUUCUUGUCAUAGCAGAGUCAGAAGAGAGCCAUGAUCAACAAAAUGAGUUGGGUGUUACUAGAAAUAAAAUUAUGACGGCUCAAUUUGAAUGUUACCAGAAAAUUAUGCAAGACCCCAUUCAACAAACAGAAGGCAUCCACUGCAACCGAACCUGGGAUGGGUGGCUGUGCUGGAACGAUGUUGCCGCAGGCACAGAAUCAAUGCAGCACUGCCCUGAUUACUUCCAAGAUUUUGAUCCUUCAGAAAAAGUUACAAAGAUCUGUGACCAAAAUGGAAACUGGUUUAGACAUCCAUUAAGCAACAGAACAUGGACAAAUUAUACCCAGUGCAAUGUUAACACACAUGAGAAAGUGAAGACCGCACUGAAUUUGUUUUACCUGACUAUAAUUGGACAUGGAUUAUCUAUUGCAUCACUGCUUAUAUCACUCGGCAUAUUCUUUUACUUCAAGAGCCUAAGUUGCCAACGAAUUACUUUACACAAAAACCUGUUCUUCUCCUUCGUUUGUAACUCUAUUGUAACAAUAAUUCAAUUCACUGCUGUGGCUAACAACCAGGCCUUAGUAGCCACAAAUCCUGUUGGUUGCAAAGUGUUCCAAUUCAUGCAUCUUUACUUGAUGGGAUGUAACUACUUUUGGAUGCUCUGUGAAGGUGUUUACUUACACACACUCAUUGUGGUGGCUGUGUUUGUAGAGAAGCAACACUUAAUGUGGUAUUAUUUUCUUGGCUGGGGAUUUCCACUGAUUCCUGCUUGUAUACAUGCCGUAGCCAGAAGCUUAUAUUACAAUGACAACUGCUGGAUCAGUUCUGAUACUCAUCUUCUCUACAUUAUCCACGGCCCAAUUUGUGCUGCUUUCCUGGUGAAUCUUUUUUUUCUAUUAAAUAUUGUACGUGUUCUCAUCACUAAGUUAAAAGUUACUCACCAAGCGGAAUCCAAUCUGUACAUGAAAGCUGUGAGAGCUACUCUGAUCCUAGUGCCAUUGCUGGGCAUUGAAUUUGUGCUAUUUCCAUGGCGACCUGAAGGCAGGGUUGCAGAGGAGGUAUAUGACUACAUCAUGCACAUUCUUGUGCACUAUCAGGGUCUUUUGGUCUCUACAAUUUUCUGCUUCUUUAAUGGAGAGGUUCAAGCAGUUCUGAGAAGAAACUGGAAUCAAUAUAAAGUUCAAUUUGGAAAGAGUUUUUCCCACUCCGACGCUCUUCGUAGCGCAUCUUACACGGUGUCCACAAUCAGCGAGGGCACCGGCUACAGCCAUGACUUUCCCAGUGAGCACUCAAAUGGAAAAAGCAUCCAUGAUAUUGAAAAUAUUGCCUUAAAACAAGAGAAGUUAAACGAUUAUAUUUUACAAUAGAGGCAGUAUUGUAUAACUAUUAUGUGCCACUCCUAACUCAAGGGCUUAGAUCCAUGACUUCAGUGUUAAAUGAACUUCUUGAUUGCCACAAAGAAACACUCACAUGAAUUCAGUAGUUUGUUGGUCAAUGUUUCACAACUAGCUCUGUGGGGGGAAAAACCCUUAUUUGUAAUGCUUGCUACUUUCUAUGGUGUAAAUAGUCCUACCAUGGCUGAUUUCAAGCUACCAACUUGACAUCACUGAAUGUGGAAAUAGGAAAAGAUUACCAUAAUCAAUUCUUUUGGCUUAAUAAGCCAUUCUAGGACACUACUGCAAGCAUUCAUGUAUAAAUUAGACUGAAAAUUUUAUAUGCAUUUUGGGCAUGAAUUGGCACUUUCUGCCUAGAAACCUAGCAAAGACCUAUAGACUUGGAGGGAAAAAUAGCUUUUCAUUUGUUUAUUUAAAAACUUUAUCUUAUAUUCAUUGGUGAAGUUGAUUUUUUUGCUCAGCGUAUUCUAAACCUUUUUGUAUUUACCCUUUCAAGUGGAGCAGAUAAAGAAGUUAAUUAUUCCUCUUAACUUACCCUCUCCUUCACAAGAAAGGCAACUGAGUAGAAUUUCGAUUGGGUACUCAUUUGCUGAUACAUCACAGUUAUACCCUGUGCCAUAUCCAUUUGUGAGACUUAAUAAGUAGUACAUGUGACAUGCAAUCCUACUUUGGUAUAGUUAGGAAAACAUCUUGGUCAAUGCUACAAAAACCCUUAUCAGUUACUUUCCUACCUUGCUGCUUUCCUGUCUCACUACAUAACUGGCAGGGAAUCGGUUUCCCUGUAUCUGUAAAUAAGCACUUUGCCCCUUCCAUUUCUACUGUGUAGACAAAUUAGCAAGUUUUACAUGAAGCAUAUUAAUUGAUAUAGGGUUUCUUCUUACCUUGGAAGUUUGUAAAAAAAUUUUUGUGAAAAAAUGAGCUUGUAAAUACUGUGUUAUUCUGUUUUAUAGCCUCAAAUUAAAUACAUGCAAUCUAGGAAAGAUUUUUAAAACAAAUACAUAAUGUAACAAUGUAUGCAUCUUAAUAUCUGAUACUGUGUCUGGGCUGAUUUUAUAAUAAAAUAGGGUCUGGAAUUUUAUAUUUGGUAAAUAUUUUAAAGACAACCAGGUGCCAGCAUCAGAAGUUUGAGAACUAACAGAGAUAUCUAAGAUAAGAUAUAAAGUAUUUAUUACAAACAAACUCAAGACCAUUGUUUUAUUGAACUUGGUGUUUCAUACUUUAAUAGGUAUGUUUGACAUAUUUUUCUUUUUAUUUUGAUGAUGAACUUGCAUUCUAAUCCAGAAAAUUUAAGCAACUCCUACUGUAAAAAAUGCCAAUUCACUAAUCUUACAGUUCUUGCCCUAUUAAAAAUAUUAACUUUCUGACUUAUAGCAUAUGAAGUUUUAUAGCUUUUGAAGUGUUCCAGGCUAUUUUAAAAGCUAUAGGGAUGCAAUAUAUAUAAAAUACAGUAUUUUAAUAUUAUAAUAGAGCUACAACAUAUGAUGAUACAAGUCAGUGAAAGAUUUGAAUACAGUCUGGAAGAAUAAUUGUUGUCAGAUGUUUAUGAAAUAAUUAAAUUAAGAUGGAGUAAAGACUUGCCAAUGAAUUAAAGUGACAUUUAAAUUGGAUUCGAUUUCCCUGAUGUUAUUUUCCACUGAAAUAUCUGAAAAACAAAAUGUCUUCAAUUAGUAAAAGCUCAUUUGGAGACAAGGCAUCACUAUGUAUGUGUGUUUUUAUAGUGUGUUAAUUGCUUAUAGUGCAUUAAAAUGAUUUUAACCAUUUAAAA